CCGUAACUCUCAAUCUCAUCCUCAUCGCAGCUAAAGAUAAGCCAAUUGGAGAUUGCGAUUCUUACAGCUUCCAACCCAGCUGGUCUUUUUUGACGCCAUACGCCAUCGCAUGCCAUCAUGGCAGCUAAAAUUAUUGUCCUAGGCAGCGUCAAUGGCAAGCUGGACUCUGUUUUCCAGAAGCUCGCGACGUUGCACCAAAAGCAGAACUUCUCUUUCGCCAUCAUUACAGGAAACCUCUUCAAUGCCGACCAAGAUGAUGAUACUAUCACGCGACUUCUUAAUGGCGAAAUCCAGAUUCCUCUCUCCACCUACUUUACCGUAGGCACGACUCCAUUACCUAACCGAGUCGUUGAGCGCGUUGAGAAAGGCGAAGAUGUAUGCGAAAAUCUACACUUCCUGGGCAAGCGAAGUAUCACUAAGACGUCGGACGGGAUUCGAAUCGUGGCAUUAGGCGGUGUUCUCGAUAAUACCAUUAUCGGCGGCCAAUCCAAAGAACAGCACCUUCCUUUGCAUACCGCCGAUGAUGCCAAAAUAUUACGUGGCGCGAAUGCUACUGAUAUACUCCUAACAACCUGCUGGCCAUCCAAUAUAUGGACUAAUUCUAGCAAGACUUUAACGCCUGAGGAAAAAUCCUCCGUCGCAAACACCGAUGAAAUUGCCGACCUGUGUGCUACUCUUAAACCGCGUUAUCAUUUCUCAAUGUCGCCCACCGACUUUUUCUACGAGCGUGAACCUUUCUUUCACCCACCAAGGAAUCCUGACUCCGACCAGAAGUUUGUUACGCGAUUCAUCUCGCUCGCACCCUUUGGUAAUGCAGCCAAGGCGAAAGCUAUGUAUGCCUUCAAUCUCGUCCCCGGAGAAUCACCUUCUACAAUCCCUCCCGGAAGUACCGCCUCCCCAUUUAUCGUCAGAACCAAUCAAAGAAAACGACCAGUUACCACUGAUGACCGGGCUAAUGGUCACGAUCAUCGUAGCGGUCGACGUGUCCGUCGUCGAAGAGACCGAUCGCCCCCUCCGGGCCCUGAUAGAUGCUUCUUCUGUCUAAGCAACACCGAUGUGGAUACCCAUAUGGUCUGUGCUAUAGGAGACGACUCUUACGUUACUACAGCCAAGGGUCCAUUACCCAGUCCUGAUACAUUUGCUUCGUCCGGACUCUCCUUCCCAGGACACCAACUUAUUAUCCCCCUUCCUCAUGAGCCCACCAUCCGUUCAAUGGGCGAGGAUGCUCGUAAGACUUACCUGGAAAUGGUGCGUUUCAAAGAAUCAAUGCAAGCUAUGGUGGCGGUGCAGUCCAAAUUCAAAUUAGGCGCGGUGACGUUCGAAAUCAGUCGACAGUCCGGUAUUCACAUCCAUUGGCAGUUUAUACCCAUCCCUUCCGAUCUCAUUCGCAAGGGUCUUGUUGAAGCAGGAUUCAAAGUAGAGGCUGAGAAUCGCCAAUUUCCACCAUUCCAGGAAGCAUCUCUGGAAUCUGGCAUUGACGAGACCUCUGACUUUUUCCGUCUCUGGAUCUGGUCCGAUGAUAGCGACACCGGCAUCCAAAGCAAGGAACUAGUUAUGCGCUUUGAUAGCAACAUCCGCUUCGAUCUCCAGUUUGGUCGUCGGGUUGUGGCGAAGCUCCUUGGACUUGAGCACCGACUUUAUUGGCAAGAUGUUGUUCAAUCCAUCUCCGAAGAGACGCAAGAUGUCGAGAAGUUCAAAGAAGCAUUUAAGCCUUGGGAUUUCACCCUAGCGUAAUUCAUACCUAGGUCCCUAGGUGUAAGCAUUUCGAAAUCGGCGUUGGUGGUUUGCAAAAGUUUUAUACCCUGCUUUGAAAUUUGGCUGUACUCGCUAUGGUUUCCAGGUGAACAUCUCAUUACUGCAAGUUAUAUCAUUUAUUAGAGCAUUAGCACUACUCAUACCUUAUAUCGAUGAUUUAUAGCAUAUACCUCGACGAUAUACCUCUAGCUCAGUGCGUAUGACCAAAGCCACUCUUUUAGCUACCUACCCAGGUACCAUGACGCCUACUUACGAGUUUACACAGUAUCGCGGAGAAUUUACGACUUUACGGAGAUUUAUAUAAUAGAUAGUGUAUAAUAUACUCCGUCUUCAAUUAG
This is a messenger RNA of Daldinia caldariorum, 2093 nucleotides long. Its product is annotated as CwfJ C-terminus 1-domain-containing protein-like protein. The record is from RefSeq and is a predicted model, not a curated record. Bases 118 to 1734 code for a protein of 538 amino acids. The transcript has 3 exons. Lineage: Eukaryota; Fungi; Ascomycota; Sordariomycetes; Xylariales; Hypoxylaceae. Gene Ontology annotation, molecular function: RNA lariat debranching enzyme activator activity. Gene Ontology annotation, cellular component: post-mRNA release spliceosomal complex. Gene Ontology annotation, biological process: mRNA splicing, via spliceosome.